Molecule: messenger RNA, 2411 nt
Organism: Brassica napus (rape)
Lineage: Eukaryota; Viridiplantae; Streptophyta; Magnoliopsida; Brassicales; Brassicaceae
Product: probable disease resistance protein At1g52660
Exons: 3
Coding region: 894-2015 (373 amino acids)
Molecular function (GO): ADP binding
Source: RefSeq, a predicted model, not a curated record
AAAUGACCAAAAAAGUUUUAUCAAAAGGUAAAAGUAUAUUUUUACCCUAAAAUUAUAAUCUAGACUUAGAGUUUAGAGUUAAAAGGUGAAGUUUUGGAGAUAGGUUUCAAAUUUUAAAAAAAAAAUAUUAAAAAUUUCAUAAUAAAAAAAUGUUAUUUUGAUCAUUUUUUAUGGCUAUUUUUGUGACAAAAACUUUAAAAAGGCUAUUUGAGAAAAUUGUCCUUCAAACUAUCUAAUAUCAAUAUAUUAACUGACUGAAAUAAUCUGCCAUUUAUGUCCAUGUUUUCGUCAGAAUGUAUGUCUAUUAUUUGCAUGUAUAUCCGUCCAUCCCGACAAAGAGAUAUAACAAAUUGCAGCAUACGAGUUUUGACAGAUUCAGACACGGACUCGAGUAGGAUGUUUUAUUACAAAUUAUCUGUAAAAUGUAGGCACAACAAAGAUUUCAAGUUAACUUCUUGUCAUGUUAACCACCAAGGGUGACCAACCAACAUAAUAAUUUUUUUAUAAGAUAUUUGAAAUAUUUUACUAAAUGAGGAGGAGAAUUCUUGAAAAGUCCGACUCAUAUAUACGAUAAUAUAUAAUACAUAGUCUUAUUUGAUUGCUAAUUGGCGAAGUAGUGCAGAGUUUCAUCAGAGCAUGUACUAAUCACUUUCAUAGAGCGACAAAGAAUACAGCAAUAUAAUACUCAAGUCUCAAACGCACGUAUAAAUAUAUUUAAACUAGGUUUUAUUUGGUAAUUGACCUUAAAUUUUCCAACAACCGUUAUUAGACAUCGGCAACAAAACCAAAACGUGCAAGUCAGUCCAUGUCAAGACUAAUAAACAGACAGUUCAUAUAUAAAUAUAUACAAACAAACCCAUUUUCAAGAAUCUACUUUGAGAGAAACUUGAAAAAUGGGAAAAGAUCUCAAGAGUUUGGUUAGAUGCAUGUACACUGGGAAGCUCAACGAUAAUGUGAGGAAGCUAAAGAUCGCAACCGAAGAACUCAAAGAUAUUGGGAACAGCGUGAUGAAAAGGGUCAAGAUUUGUGAAGAGCAGCAACAGAUGAAGCGGUUAGACAAAGUCCAAUCAUGGCUUAGACAAGCCGACAUUGUUAUAAAAGAAGCAGAAGACUUGUUCUUGACGUCUUCUUCUUCCAGCCAAGGGUUGUUAUCUUCAAGCCACAAGAUGGAGAAGAAGAUUUGCAAGAAGCUGAAAGAAGUUGAAGAGAUUAAGAGCAGAGGAAUGUUUGAGGUUGUUGCUGAAAACGUCGUCGGAGGAGGAAGCGGCUCAACGGUUAAGACUAAUGAUGAGGAGACAGUAGGGUUAGAGGCGGUUUCUGGUUUGGUUUGGAGGUGUUUGACGAUGGAGAACACUGGGAUUAUUGGAUUGUAUGGUGUGGAAGGUGUUGGAAAGACAACGGUUCUGACUCAGGUUAAUAACAGGUUGCUUCAACAGAAAGCAAAUGGGUUUGAUUUUGUUUUGUGGGUGUUUGUGUCUAAGAAUCUGAAUCUUGAAAAGAUUCAAGACACGAUUAGGGAGAAGAUUGGGUUUUUGGAUAGGACGUGGACGAGUAAGACCGAGGAAGAGAAAGCUGCCAAGAUCUUUGACAUCUUGAGUAAGAGACGUUUUGCAUUGUUUCUUGAUGAUGUUUGGGAAAAAGUUGACCUAGUGAAAGCUGGAGUUCCACCACCUGAUGCGCAGAACCGGUCGAAGGUUGUAUUCACGACUUGUAGUGAAGACGUUUGUAAGGAGAUGAGUGCACAGACGAAGAUUAAAGUGGAGAAAUUGGCGUGGGAGCUAGCUUGGGACUUGUUUAAGAAGAAUGUUGGAGAAGAUACUGUGAAGAGCCACCCGGACAUAGCAAAGGUGGCUCAAGAGGUUGCAGCCAAAUGCGACGGUCUUCCUCUGGCUUUGGUCACCAUUGGUCGAGCCAUGGCCUCCAAGAAAACACCACAGGAGUGGCGUGACGCUUUAUACAUCUUGAGUAACUCUCCUCCUAAUUUCUCAGUUCUCAAGUUACUGGACAGGAACUAGGUGAAGGAAGUUGAAAUGAUAUUAUUAUUUGGAGUGUUUAAAGUUACUGGCUAGGUUUCUUUUGAAGAAAUUGUUUGGUUUUUAUUUUAAUAAUUGUGUAUUUGCUUUGUAAUUUUCCCAAUGAUUUUAUAUAUGAAUGAAUGUUCUAUACUUCUAUUGUCAACAAAACAACAACAAAAAUAUCUAAUUGACUCCAAGUUAGUGAAACAGAAAAUGAUUAUAUCAUGUCUAUGUUGAGAGAAAACAUAGACGCAUACACACAAAGAAGUGAAGAACAGAGGAGUUGAAGAAGAAGUUUUUGUGACAGCCAAUGAUUUUCUAAAACACUUUCAUGAAUCUUGAUAUUUCAGAUUUUUCAUUAAAAGAGAGAUUUUACAGUCAACAAUAGUUUUCAUU